UUUAAACGUAGCAGACCAACUCGUAUUUAAGAUUGAGCAGUGCCGGCAACCGACCUCGCUUGCCAAAGGAUCCCGGAGACCAGCGAGUAAAGAAGAAACAGAGAUGCCUAAGAACUCACACGAUAAGAUGAUAAGAAUCCAUGUGACUCAUGGCGAAAUCAAGCGGAUUAUUUCCUUUCAGAAGGGAGGAGAAGUUUGUAAAUUGCGCCCUCAUUUCCUCCAAACCUUCUCUGAUGUGUUAUCGGGUGAUAUUGCUCCUGAGCAUGUCACUUUUCAAGAGUAUCUUGGGGACUUUAAAGACUUUGUGGAACUUCCUUCAGAUGCAACACUCGACAAUGACAUCAAAAUCCGAGCCGUAACAUUAAAAUCGCUAAAACAGGCUGCACAAAUAUCUUCCGCUGAGAUUCAACAAGACAUGGAACUCCAACGGUGGCCCCGAUUGUGGCCCCAUUGUCACUUGGUGUAUCCAUGUUUUCCAAUACAUGAUUUAGGGCCGGGUUCGCCGAUGUUUUCAAGGCUUCAUCCAAUCAAAAUAAAUACUACAUACCAACUUUGGAGCCCAGUCAGCAAGAUAAACGAUGGUUGCAUUGAACGUCAUUCGCACAAUAAUAUAGUAAAUUGUAAAGGGAAUUUCAACAAUGGAAUUAACACUGUUAUGGAAGCUAUUGAUGAAACAAGCAUUUUGACCUUCUACGUGGCGCUUCAGUUUAAAGAUAGUUCAAGUGGUAAGGAUUAUGUACUGACUGGAAAUGCAGAAGGAGAGGAUAUUACCUCCACAGAGGUACAAAAUGGAGUGCCACUCAACGAUAAAUGUAUCUUUUUGCCCCUUUACUACUGGAGUUACACCAUGUUCCAAAACAAGAAAGAUAAGACCCUAUACCUGGGUUGCGAUCACACUGGAAAAGCAACAUUAGUGAAAAAUGCUGACCUCGACUAUCCCAACCCUCAAGCUCUGUUUAUUUUAAAAAGAGUUGUUCAAGUUCAGUAACUCCCUUGUGAAUAAAACUGGCUUCAGAGCCCAAUAAAGAUCACGACUUUUCCCCA
Pocillopora verrucosa is the source of this 1044-nucleotide messenger RNA. RefSeq lists its product as uncharacterized. NCBI's taxonomy places the organism in Eukaryota, Metazoa, Cnidaria, Anthozoa, Scleractinia, Pocilloporidae. The record is from RefSeq and is a predicted model, not a curated record.